Ricinus communis (castor bean) is the source of this 1165-nucleotide messenger RNA. Its product is annotated as transcriptional regulator SUPERMAN. Bases 228 to 842 code for a protein of 204 amino acids. The transcript has 2 exons. Lineage: Eukaryota; Viridiplantae; Streptophyta; Magnoliopsida; Malpighiales; Euphorbiaceae. The record is from RefSeq and is a predicted model, not a curated record.
UUCUCUUUUGGUAUCUAAAUAAUUAUUCUCUAUCAUGGGAUUUGAUCCUAUCAACAACAAGACAUACACUUCUUUAGUUCCCUUUGUCUUGAAAAGUUACUUGACAUGUAAACGUUAAAAAUGCUGCGAGCUAACGUCCACUAGAUCUCCCCUACAUUUAGCUAAAAAGGAAACAACACUCACCACACUAAAGUUUCUAUAUUACAUUGGCUAAGCAAUAUCCAUAUAUGGUUUCAGACAUUUGCAGGUUGGUCUCAAAGCAGAAAGUGAGCAUGGAGAGAACCUAUUUGGGCAGUGAAGGAGAUAAUACAUCAAGUGGGUUUUUAUGGCCUCAAAGAAACUACACUUGUAGCUUUUGCAAGAGGCAGUUUAACUCUGCUCAAGCUCUUGGAGGCCACAUGAAUGUUCAUAGGAGAGAUAGAGCCAUGUUGAUACAGCUGCCUCCUUGGGUUUUUGAAUGUCCAAACCCUAAUAAUUCCAAAUCCCACUCAAACCCUAGUUUUUCAUCUUCAACAUCUUUAUCAUCAUCAUAUCAUUACUCUCACCAUUCUUUCCUCUCCCCAUCUCUCACUUCUUCUUUCUCUUCAUCACCAUCUUAUAACCAGAAAGAGAAGAAAUCCACACCUGAAAGCCACCACUCUUCCAGUCCUCUAAUAAGUGAAGAUUUAACGAAGAAGAAGAAGAACAUGAGAGCUGUUGUUGAGGCUCAAGAAUUAGAUUUUGCACAGAAAUAUGAGCUUGAAGUUUUGAAGAAAAGUGAAGUUAUUAGCUUGGACUUGGAGAUAGGGUGUAAAGAUCCAAAAGAAGCUUUGGAUUUGGAGCUUAGACUUGGCUGUUUUUAGUCUCAAAGCUCUACUACUUCUAAUUAAUCUUUUGGCCAUGAUGUUAUUAGCUUCUUCUGCUGCAUUCUCAUUCACCAAUUAAUUUUGAGUAGGAGAUGCUCUAAAAGUUAAUGUUCAGAGGUGAUCAAUAUGAAGAUUAAUUGCAGCUUGCAGACAAAAAAAGAAGAAAAGAAAAGAUGAUGAUUGUUUCUUACUACUCAACUAGCUGAGUAGCCUUUAAUUAAUUAUAAUAAUCUUUUUCGUGCACUUUUGUAAUUCAUCUUUUAUCUAUAAAAUUUAUGUCUAAUUAAUGCGUAAUCCUGUUUAAGGCUGGUUUUUGAUUA